Messenger RNA from Schistosoma guineensis, 1605 nucleotides. Lineage: Eukaryota; Metazoa; Platyhelminthes; Trematoda; Strigeidida; Schistosomatidae. The record is from the annotation of a GenBank genome assembly.
AUGUCCAAGAGAGGGCAAACUGUUUUCUCUGGUGAUGGAGGUGCUGCGAGCGGCGAGGAGUCAGCAGGGGAAAUGAUCUGGCCGCCACCGUCUUUUGAUAAAGCCCAGAAAGGUCCAUUAGUGCCACAUGGAAAAAAGAAACGCUACCACUCAGCCUCGUUCAGCCACUCGGGUACAAACGGUCUUACAAUCGAUGGAAUUCCUUCUGACUUGCAUAAAUUAACGGCUGCACUUCACAAAGUCCAGCUCUCUGGUAGUCGUUUGCCUUAUGGCAAAAAUAGCAAAAAGUCACGAGAUGGACGUAAAUUACCUAGCAAGCGUGGUGGAAAGCAUGACGAUCCUACUGACGUUUUGGAUGAGAUCGAGUUGGAUCCUGAGGACCCUGAUUUUGAUUCUGAUGUGGACGCACCUGUUACGUUUGAUGAGUUUCAGCCAACUCUGGCUGAUGAUAUAUUUGAAAAGACUUUCAUUUCAUUGAUGAACGAAUUUUUCAUACACGGCAAAACUCAGGAGGUUAUUGAUGUUCUUUCGGAUAUGAGUCUUGCGGGACAUCACCGUCGUCGACUUCCAUAUUUGGCAAUUACUCUUGCCAUUCAACAUCGACAAACACAAUGCGAGCUAACAUCAGAACUGCUGUCAGACAUGUGUGGCAAAGUCCUCAAUCAUGCUCACAUUCAACAAGGAUUCCAACUUGUUUUCAGUGAAAUUGGUGAUCUCAUCAUUGAUGUCCCCAAAGUGCCUGAGUAUAUUGGGCGUUUUAUAGCAAGAGCAGUUACAGAUGAUAUCCUCCCUCCCAAAUUUAUUGAGCUGCAGAGAAAUAUUCUAUCUCAGGUUUCACCUAGUAGCAGCCCUCUCCAGACUGAGACAGGCGAAUCGGAAAACGCUAUCACGGUCUCUACUACAUCAAAUGAUUCCAACUCACAAAAUACAAUUCGAGUUGGUACUCGCAACUUUAGUGACAGCAGUUCUGGUGGCUCAGUAUCUGUGGACACCUCUGCUAGCAGUGGUAUUGGCUCUGCAUCAAGCUUGAUAACCGUCAAUAUGUCCCGUCCAGACCUAGCUCUUCAGGCUCUGAACAGAGCUGAAAGUAUUCUAACUCUAAGACAUGCCUAUGCUAGAUUGGAUAACAUUUGGGGUGUACCCGCUGGCCCAAAAGCUACAAAAAUGCUAGUGAAAAAAAUCAAAAGAUUAGUCAAGUCAUUCAUUGAAUCAAAUGAUAUUGACGAAGCUACUGCAGCACUGUUAGAACUAGAUGCUCCUCAUUUUCGACAUGAACUUGUUUUCCAGUCAAUUAUAAUGGCUAUAGAAAUAAGCACAGAGGAUGCACGUGAACGUGUUAUUCGUUUACUGAAGGAAUUAUGUGCUUCAGUUGUUUUGACAAUAGACCAGUUAACUCUGGGUGUCAAACGUGUUUAUGCUGAAUUACCAGACCUACAAAUAGAUGUACCUGCUGCGUACACGUUAAUGGAAUUAUUUAUGAACGGAGCCAUUAAAGCUGGUUUCAUACCAAGAAAGUUAGCUAACGAAUUUACUACCAAACCUCGUAAACGUUUCAUCUCAGAGACUGAUUCAAUCUAUAGAACUAAUAGUUCGAAACCCUGGUGA